Harpegnathos saltator (Jerdon's jumping ant) is the source of this 3180-nucleotide messenger RNA. RefSeq names its product disks large-associated protein 5. The transcript has 5 exons. The record is from RefSeq and is a predicted model, not a curated record. Lineage: Eukaryota; Metazoa; Arthropoda; Insecta; Hymenoptera; Formicidae. Gene Ontology annotation, cellular component: spindle pole centrosome; cytoplasm; nucleus. Gene Ontology annotation, molecular function: microtubule binding. Gene Ontology annotation, biological process: mitotic spindle organization; kinetochore assembly; signaling. Bases 193 to 3009 code for a protein of 938 amino acids.
AAAUGCACCCAUUUUGUAAUUGGCUACAUUGAAUUCUUUGAAUUGUGUUGACCAAUUAGAAAUCAGGAAAUAUCGCACUCGAUUAGCAACACUGCUUCCAACGGCUCACUACCAAUUUAAAUAACGACUUCAGUCGUGUUGUCAGAACGUCCGUAUGUAUUGUGGAAUUUAUUGUUGAAAUUAACUUACGCUAUGUCUCAUCUCCAACAACAGUACAAGAAUCCGCGCCAAGGAUUCGGUGAUACGGAUCAUGGUAGAAUUAUACGUGCGUACAAACAAGAGAAAUCACGUAAAGAAGUUAGAACACAGGAUUUUGCUAAGAAUCGUAAAUUACAAGAUGUAUCUGUGCCUCCUAGUCCACAACGUGUGGAAAACAUACCUACAAUUACAGACGAGCGUGCGAAAAAAUUAAUGAAAUGGAAAGAAGAACGUAAUAGGAAAAGAAGAUUACAGGAUGCCAAGAAGAAACCUGUGUUUAAAGUUGGUAUUGUCCAUCAUGCAUUGUAUUCUCCUGUAACUAAAUGUAAUACUGCAUUAACUGUAACUGCAAAAUCAUCUAACCAAGUAAAAUAUCAGAAUGAUAUUCAAAAGAGAAUAACAAGAGCUACAGAAAAGAGGUUGCUUGCUAAAGCAGCAGCUAUGAAAGUGACUUCAAAAAAACCUCUGGAUAUCAAAAGAUCUAUAUCUGAUACUAAAAUCCAAAAGUCAUUUGCUCCUGAUAGUCACAAAUUUAGACCACCAUCUGGACUAUCCAGAUUACCCUUGUUUGGUGUUGUAGCAAUAGAACAAACACCAUCAGAAAAAGGAGAUUUUUUUGAAAACAAAGAUUGUAAAACACAUGAUGCAAAUAAUCAAAAACUUAUAUUAGAAAAAUUAAACUCACAAAAUAUUAUUGAUCUUAAUAUUGAUACUACAGAUCUCAAAACUUUUGAAAAUUCAAAUUUGUCAUCAGAUAAACAAGAGUUAAGUGAGUCAAUAUCUAAUUUAAAUACCACAUUUGAAAUAAAUAAAAUAACUGAGUUAUCAAAUGAACAAAAUGUACAAGAAUUCCUUCAAGGAAAAUCUUUAUCAAGUGAUGUUGGUAAGGAAACUUCAGUACAAAAGACUCCUGUAACUGAUACAUCUUCCAAAAAAGAAGAUUAUAGUGAGGACCUUAUUUUGUUUUCACCAUAUCUCACAUUAAGUCGUGGUAAAAAAAAUGCUAGAAAGGAGCAAAUGUUACGACUUGGCAUUAGUCCUUCUCCAUCUGAUGAUAUUCCAACCAAAGAUACAGUAAUAAAAAAUUUAAACAUAUCUAUUCAAGAAGAAGAACGUACUGCUCAGUAUUUCAAACUCCUUUUAAACAAGGAAAUAAACAGACUUAAAGAGCUUUGUACAAAAUGGUUAGAAAUUCAGCUAGAAAAAGAUGUUCCAGAAGAUGCUAAGUAUGAAAUAAACCAAGCAAUAGGACAGACCAAUUUAUUAAUAAAUAAAAAAUUUGAAAGAUUUCGUGGUCUAGUAUCGGAUUGUGAAACUGGUAAGGGACAAAUGUUAGUUACAUGCAAAGAUUUGCAAGGAUUUUGGGAUAUGACAUAUAUGGAAGUUAGGGAUUGUGACUCGCGUUUUGAAAAACUGGAGCAGCGUCGUAAUAGAGAAUGGCAAGAAAUGCAAUCCACUAUUGACAAGCCUGUAACAAAAAAACGAAUGACUAUUAAAAAACAAAUUGUAUCAAAGCCAAGUUCACUGCGAACAUUAAUCUUAGCUGCCAGACGAAAGAAAAUGGAAGAAGCAUCAAGUAUGAAAGAUACAUUGCUGCAAAAUACGAAUAUAAAUAAAGACCAUCUUAUAUCUCCAUUGAAUAAUAAAAAGUCUAUAAACUUUAAAGAAAACACCAAUACUCGAUAUAGUACAAGGAAAUCCAAAUCGAUAGAUUGCAAUGAUUUUAAAUUGACUCCUGUCAAACACGAUAGUUGUAAGGCAAGUUGGAUAAAACUUGAGAAAGUGCAAUUUUCUGAUACAAUCAAGAAAAUAAGGAGUCCAUUGGCAAUCAUGAAAAUAAGCCAAAUGUGUAAGACACCAGAAAUUCAAUUGGAUGACACGAUAUCAUAUAUUAAUUCUGAUCAAACACCAAGCAGAAGUAUAUUAAAAAAAUCGGAAGAAAUGAUCGAUAAAGAGACUCGCAUGAAAUCUGCACAUAAAGUUAUUUUCGAUGAUCAGAUAAACUUGACUGAAGUACCUAAUCAUGAAGAAACACAGACUAGCAAAAGUUUAGCUGCUGCAUUAAACAGAAUAGACAGUCUUGAUUUGGAUGACUCAAGCCCCGAAAGAUGCAUUAAUGCUGAAAAAAGACUGAAUUUUGAAACUGAAGACAGUUCAGAUAAUGCUGAAUUUUCGCCGUCUGAAGUGCAAAAGCAACUUAAAGAGUAUAAAGACGCAUUUGGAUCAUCUGUUUUGAAUGCCUUUGAUUCUAAUGUAGAUCUAUUGAGCGAUAUAACAUCUGUAAUAUCUUCUAAAGAAAUAUCACCAAAGGUUGAUGUGAAUACCAAGUCACCUAGAAAAAGUGUGAGACGUCGACAGGAACUUGAUUUAGAAAUAAGGACACUUAGAAAUAGGAUUAUUAUAACAAAUGACACCCCAAAAGUUAAAAGGAGGAGCAAAAUGCUGACUCCAAAGAAAGCAAGUGUUGGUAAGAAGAAAAAUGAGAGGACUGAGGAAUCAAACAGGAGAAAGUCGUUAAAAUUAUUACAAACAGAUAAAGAUGAUUAUAUCCAAUCAGAUGAAAAUAAUGCAGAGAUUAACGAUCUAUGUGUUCAUAAGAAGAAAAGAUUAACUCGAAAAAGUGUUGCAUUUGAUGCCGAAUCAUGCUUAGUCUCCACUGAAAAUAAACCAGUCUUACCUAUGACUCCUCAUUCGAAACGAAUGACACCAUCGAGAAAAAGUCGAAGUAAACAUGAGUUUGAUGAAAAUGUGAUAUUGCAGGAAACACCAAAACCUCUUGGCCGAGUUACGAGAUCUUACAUGAAAAAUUAAAUCUGUCUAGCAUUCCCAUUUUAACUAUAAAUUAAAUAUCUUUAAUGAGAUGUUACAUUGUAUGCUUAUUUUAUAUUGAACUUAUUAGAGAUUGUUUACUGUAAGUGUAAUUAUAUAAAUUGUAUUUUUUAAUUGGUAUUACGAUAAUUAAUAUUAUAUUGUAAGAGAAUA